This is a messenger RNA of Rodentolepis nana, 780 nucleotides long. NCBI's taxonomy places the organism in Eukaryota, Metazoa, Platyhelminthes, Cestoda, Cyclophyllidea, Hymenolepididae. The record is from the annotation of a GenBank genome assembly.
AUGAAUAUAUUAUCCAGAUUAUCUUAUCUACGAUCAUCAAAGUCUCUUAUAAAAAGGGUACUCAGUACUUCGGCGUCUCCUGUUUCUAGCAUCACACCUGUCUUAAUUGAUCCUCUGCAAUCCCCCGAUUAUUUCGGUCUUCGAGAUAUUAUAUCAGUUGAACAACUCCUCAAAGCUCGUAUACAUUUCGGCCACAAAUCACUUCUUCGCAACCCCUACAUGACCCCUUACCUCUUUGGCACUCGUCAAGGAGUUGAUAUAUUUGACCUUGAGCAGACUGCAGAAUUACUCUUCGAUGCUCUCAAUUUUACAGCUCACAUAGCUUAUCGUGGUGGCAUCAUUCUCUUUAUGAUUCAACAUCAGCAAAUGAUGCACUUGGUGGAAAAGACAGCAAAAAUGGUAGGAGAAUACUCCUAUUGUAGAAAAUGGGGUGGUGGGGUGUUUACCGACUCUUCUAACUUCUACGGAUCAACUACCAGACUCCCUGAUCUCAUAAUUAUGCUCAAUACAGUGAAUCCAAUCGGAUCUAAUCACGUAGCUGUUCGAGAUGCCGCAAAAAUGUUAAUUCCUACAGUUGGUGUUGUGGAUUCGAAUUGUGACCCUCGGCUAGUCACUUAUCCUAUCCCUGGCAAUGAUGACUCUCCGGUUGCAAUUAGAUACUGGUGUGGUAUUUUCGCAGAAGCUAUUUCACAUGCUAAGAGAAGAAAGAGGCGAGAUUCGGCUUUGAAAAAGCAGAUUGCGUCUACAUCGGUUAAUGAUUCACAAAUUGCAAUUUCAUGA